GUUGGUUGGUGUACUUUGGCUGUGUGAAGAGAAAUGUGCCUCUUCUCUUGUGUGCUUUUUUCGUGGCUCUUAACAACAAAAUGUUCACACUCUAAUUAAUUUAAUUUUGCCCAAGACUUCUCGUGUGCUGAAGAAUAAAAUAUCUAAAUAUACAGAGAGAAGAUAGAAAUUAAUCUUACCUCUGCGUGUGUGUCGAUGGUUCAAUUUGGAUGAGAAGAAGAGACGCGCGAACGUUUGAGAGUGUUGAAGAAAGUUUAUUUUCUAAAUUUUACAUAAUUUUUACUUGUGUUCAUACAUUAUUAAUUACCACAAAUACCAGAAUGUGGAUCAUAUUUUAUGGAUUAGUUGAAAUUAUCUUGUACUUUUGGUUCAUUUUCAUUGCGCUCGAUAUGUUUGAGGUAAAAUGGAAAUGCGAUGUGUGAUCUUUCAUAACCAACUGGAAGACGCGACAAGAAGUGUGUGACUUCAAUGUUAUUCCCUGUCUUUGCAGCUCUAUAUUGUUGGUGGAAAUUCCUCGAGGCACCGCAGAAGACUCUACCGUCACGGCUAUCCGUCGACAAGUCAUUUGCUGCAGUACUUGGCUCACCUACCUGCCACACAAACUCCUCUGUUGGAUGGACGACUACUGAGGCACGCCUUAAGGAAUGGACAAUUUGUGAAUGACUUCGUGCAGCCGCACCAAGAGAACAUAAGUCAUUUGUAGCGUUUGAAGCUGCGCGAUUGACAGAGAGCAUUUAGGAGGCAGAAGUACAAGGAAAUUCAGUGGGGUGAUAAAGAUAGUAGCAGUUGAUAAAAUUAGCCUUCACAUUGACGCAUUUGCUAGAGCUCAUUGUGUAUAUGCUACACAAGUAAUAACUGACACACAUUUGGAGUCAAAGUAUAAAUAAUUGUAAAUAAUAUUGCCAGGAAUAUUUAUAUUGUGUAUGAGAGUUGCAAAACUCAAAAAUAGCUCUUUAUAUAGUGUGACAAAGACUCAGACGAGAGUGAGUUUAUUAUAUGAGACAAGUUGCAUCGUCCUUGUCCUUGCCGCGACUGUGUAUUGUCAAUUAGCGUCAUAGAAGAUUGUAGAAUUGCUCUGAGAGAUGUUCUCAUUCCACAAACCCAAAGUCUACCGAUCAACGCAGGGAUGCUGCAUCUGCAAAGCCAAGUCUAGCAGCUCUCGUUUCACGGAUUCCAAGAAGUAUGAGACGGACUUUAUUGAGUGUUUCCAGCUGACUGCACCGCGAAAGGGUGAAAUAUGCAACGCGUGCGUGCUGCUGGUGAAGAGAUUCAAGCGUCUGCCGCCGGGAAGCGAGCGCCACUGGGGCCAUGUUGUGGAUGCUCGCGUUGGACCGGGACUCAAGUCCAUGACCAAGUUCAAGAAGCGCAAGGAGGAGUCGAUGCAGCAGCAGCAGAAGCAGGAGCAGAAGGUGAAGAAGGAGAAUUCAGUGGCAGAUGGUGAGACAACACAGCGAAUUGGAUCUGCUCAGCGCUUCUGCAAGAUCUUCAAGAAGAACAAGAAGAAAAAGACCAACGGCGAGAGCUCAAUUGGAGGAGGCAGUCAUGGAUCGUCGGAUGAUGUGUCCUCACCCUCGAGUCCGCUGUCGUAUGGCAGCGAUGGGGAGGACAGUGCAGUGAAGGCGAGGAAGAGGGCUGCGAUGGGGAGUUUCGAUAAUCUCAAGAACUUCGUUACGAACGAGUUCACAAAUGGAUACAGGAAUGACAACAUUGGGCGACGGUCUCUGCUGCGGAAGGACUAUCGUCCGGUGAAGAAUCGGUCGGUGAGCACAAACGGGAUCCUGCGAGAUAUCCAGGAGGAUGAAUUGUGGACCAAGACGCAAAUGUGCUGCGGUCCUGUGUAUGAGAACAAGGAUCUGUCUGCGAUUAUUGUGGACAUGAGUUGCUUGAAGGUGUGCAGGGCUCAUCGGAAUGAUCAGGUGUGCGCUAAGAAGUCGCCUGUCGGUUUUGGUGCAAUUGCUAUCAAGAAGCAUCACUUAUUCUCAAAGGCACGAGGAAAUCUGAUGGACUUCGCCACGGUCACCAGCGGCCUGGCUCAGCCGAUCGUGAUGGAUGUGGGCAAGAGCAGCUCGCUGACUUGUCCAACCCUGGCGCCGAGUGCAAAUGCUCUGAUGAAGCUCAAGGGUGAAGCUGGGAAGGUGGUGAAGGCCAAGGAGUAUAACUUUGUGAAGAACAUCGUGAAGAUAUGCAAUGAGACAAAGACACCAACGAAUAAGACGAAGACACUGGAGAAAGUCUUGAGUGCCACGGAGAAUCUGGGGAACAAGUUCAGUGAUAAUUCUUCUGAUUCUGGCUAUGAGGAACUGCCGAAUAUGUUGGACUCGAAGAAUCCGCUGAUCACGCCGUCUGUACGCAAUGGUGUAAUGCAAAAUGGAAUGAUUAUUGGAAUGAAUCAAAUCACUCUGCCACAGACACAGCCAAUUUCAUCAACUACAUUCAAGAGAUCUCCUGGAAGAAUACACACUGAUCGUGUUGAAACUGUCAUUUAUGCCCGGACGGGUUUGUAAACUGCACUUACUGGACACGCUGCGGGACAUUGCUUGAUGAAUAUUGGAAUGAUAAACAUAUUGGACACUAACUCCACUAUCAGCAAAAAUAUGAUUCUCAUGAGAGAAAUUAAUUAUGGAAAAGAAACUAUUAUAAAAUUUUAACACCAUUUUAUCUCUUUCAGUAUUUAAUUAUCUCAUUUUAAUUAAAAACAAAACAUGUAUGUAUUUAUAGAGAAAUGCAAGAUGGGGGAAAAUAAGAAUACUUACAAUUAUAUGGAUUAGUUUAAUUUUGAGUGAGAUAUUAGAUUUAUUAUUGGACUAACGAUGAUGGAAAUACUUGCAAUCGGUUUCCGUUUGUUUUGGGUUGCGAUGAAAAGCAAAAAAAAAACUGUAUGAUUGUAUGUAAUCUAUUAGUGAAAAUUUUAUAUAUAGAAAUUAUAAAGAGAAGAAUAUAAUUUUAUUUGUGUAAAUUAUAUAAGGUAAAAUGAAUGGACUCUCUAUAGAGACUGAUUGUAAGGUUAUUCAUUAAUAUUAUUUUUUACAUACAAAUUUUUACUAUCCUAGGAUCAAGUCUUGAAAACAAUUAUUGAAAUAAUAUCCAAAAUUAUAGUAUAUGAAAGAAAUUAACGUAAUUGUCUAUGCAAGGUAUGUCUGUAUCUUGGAAUGUUUGUAUUAGGUAGUUUCUUGCAGUGGCAAUUAAAUUGUUGUCAUGUUUAUUAGGUUUUGAAUAGUUCUACUUUGAGACAUUAUGGUCUGCAGAGUAAGAAAAAAGUAGCAUAAAUCAUGAUUGAGAAGGACUAUGUUCGUUUCUAACUGCAUUUUUAUAUAAGUACGACCAUUCUAAAUGAAGCACUGCAUGGAGAAAAAUAUCAAUUGCUACUGCAGAUUCACCUUUAUUAAAGAGGUAGUAAAACAAGAAGUGUUUAACGGAGACACAGUGAAUGUCUAUUGAAUAUUAAACGCAUUUUGAGAUUAUAGUGUAAACAGAGAAAACAACAAUAAAGGAACAUUUAAUUGUAGUUCACUAACUGGGAGAAUGUAAACCAAUAAGGAUUAUAAAAAGAAAAACUAAGAAAUGGCUAAAAACUUGUAAUAUCAAUGUAGAAUUUUUACCUAAACCAUGAAUGUCAAAAAAAUGACUGCCAUUAGGUAAAUUUUAAUGUCUUAAGUGCAAAACUAAACUCUACGAGAAGAUUAUCAUGAACAUUUUAGGUAUCCUGCACAUCCUGCAUACCUAAAUACUAUAUAAUUGUGUAGAAAUAUGAAUUUUAGAAAUCUCAAGAUGAAUCACCUUUUUAUCUUUAUACAUUGUAAAACGAGAUAAAACUAAACUAAAGCAAUUCAAAAAUCA
This is a messenger RNA of Phlebotomus argentipes, 3837 nucleotides long. RefSeq lists its product as uncharacterized. The coding region runs from base 1083 to 2504 and encodes 473 amino acids. NCBI's taxonomy places the organism in Eukaryota, Metazoa, Arthropoda, Insecta, Diptera, Psychodidae. Gene Ontology annotation, biological process: negative regulation of cell migration. The record is from RefSeq and is a predicted model, not a curated record. The transcript is spliced from 4 exons.